ACGAGAAACUGCACUGCGGGGGAAUUCUAGUCGUAUCGUUGAUGGCAGGUGAAGGGGGCUUUGGAAGAUUAUGGCAGCACCUCCGCCAAACCUUAGGCAUGACAAUAGACUUCUUCACGUCCACCGACGUCGAGCAUGCCUGUAGGAACCAGAACAUACCCAUAGCGGAGAUACAGACCAUCAGCAUCCAGUGCGAUAUCUCGUCCUGCUUCCAUCCUCCUCAGCAACUCACUCAAGACGGCAACAUCCUUCUUGAUUUCCUGACUCAUACGGUCAACUUUGCCCAGAACGCCCCGGCCGAGAAUCGAGAUGAUGUGCUUCGGUUCUUGGGGAGUGAGGCUUGUUCAAAGACGGGACCGGCAGGGGAAGUACUCUUUAAUGGUUUUGAUGCCGCUGUUAUCAUACGAAAACAGUGAUGCCAGAUAGACACAACCUAAAGAAUAUUACUACUUUGCCCCUGCAUGAGUGCCUGAAGCGGAUCCAGAGCCUAUACUCCUUCCUGCAUUUUAGGAAGGAGUUACUUCUUUUUGCUUGCUUUUUUUUUGGGGGGGGGGGAGGGGGAGGCGGAUGGGUGGGGUUAAUAGCUGUGAAACGCAUUGAAGACACGUCGGUGCUCUGGCUGUAACUUUCUUCUAUUUACUUUUUUUCAAGAGGAAGAAGUUAAGAUAAGAUUGUUUUGAGGUGAGAAUGAUAACAACCAUGUCAGGGAGAAGUGAGGAUGAACGAUAAUUUUUAUUUACAAUUCCGAAUCUCGGUUACAGUGCAACAAGAUCCAUUUAAUCAACAACUGAGUGUGUAAUAAGCUGUUAAAUUGCAUCACCAUCUUCCAUUAAAUGAAUGGCAUUACUUUUUCAAGUGGAAAAUAUUAAUAAAAGUUCAAAGCAACUAUA
This is a messenger RNA of Patiria miniata (bat star), 890 nucleotides long. RefSeq names its product histamine N-methyltransferase A-like. The record is from RefSeq and is a predicted model, not a curated record. The transcript has 2 exons. The coding region runs from base 42 to 416 and encodes 124 amino acids. Lineage: Eukaryota; Metazoa; Echinodermata; Asteroidea; Valvatida; Asterinidae.